UGACGUCGCCCCAGCAGGAAGCCGGAGUAACACCGGCGGCUGAAAGAGAGAUCGCGCUGUUGCUGCACGGACGCCUUUUGCUGCAGCACCCAGCCAUGGCUGCGUCCGUGCCGUGAGAAAAAAAGCGGUGUGUGAUUCUUGUCAUCUGGCCAGUAUUAUACCGCUUUCCAGCUACUCGUUUUCCUAAGAACUACACGGUAAAUCUGCGGGAUUUAAGCCGCCGCAAAGCAGUACUGAAGGCUUGUGAUUUCUUUGGCCAUGUUUGCCAAAACCUUCAGGGUGAAGUCCAACACUGCUAUCAAAGGGUCCGAUAGGAGGAAACUGCGAAGUGAUGUUGCUGCAACUUUCCCUAUGCUUACCUCUGAGCAAUUAUCUGAGAUUUUGCCAAAUAAAGAGGAGCUGAAUGUGAUUAAACUGUACACUCACAGAGGAGAAGCUCUCACAGUCUAUGCCAAUAGCAGAAAUCCAGUCCUUUUUGAAAUAGAGAAGACACUGUAUCCCACAGUAUACACCCUGUGGUCUUAUCCUUACCUUUUGCCAGCCUUUUCCACGUGGCCACCAGUUUUGCAGAAACUAACAGGUGGAGCAGAUCUAAUGCUGCCAGGGGUUAUAGUGCCCUCUUGUGGUCUUCCCGAGGUGAAUCGGGGUACUCUCUGUGCUGUUACCUUGGUCGGAAACAGAGCCCCUGUGGCCAUUGGAGUAGCCACCAUGUCCACUGCAGAGAUGACUGCAACUGGAAUGAAAGGAAAAGGCUUCACAGUGCUGCAUACAUAUAUGGAUCAGUUAUGGGGGCUUGGUGACAAGUCAUGCCCACCCACAAUAGCCCCUUUAGAACUAGAACGUUCACAAAACGAGGGUACUGAAGAAGAGGAAGAGAAGAGUAAAGAAGGGGAGCACCGGCUUCCUGAAAGCAGCCUCACAGUUGAUCCAUCCUUGCAGACACAAAUUGAAGACCUGAGCAUGGAGGAUGCUGUUCAGUUUGAUGAUACAAGAGAAAAGAAGGAACCCAGUGAAAAUGAGGCUACUGAAACAACUGAGGAAGAUCACCCAGAUGUUCCUCAGGAGGCAGAAAAUAGAAGUCCACAAGAGCAAAUGGAUGCAUUGCUCCAUCAAUGUUUCUUUCAUGCCUUAAAAUGUAAGGUCAAGAAGUCAGAGCUCCCUCUGCUGACAAGCACCUUUCUACGGAACUAUAUGUUCUUAUGCUGCCCAAAAGGCCAGCAACUAGACAUGAAGAAAUCUAGCUACAAAAAGUUCUCUAAGUUCCUGCAAUCCAUGCAGCAGCAGAAGGUCAUACAGGUGAAAGAACUGAAUAAAGGGGUGGAGAGCAUCGUGGCUGUAGACUGGAGACACGAAAGCAUUAGAUCCUUUGUAGUACCAGAAACAGCAGAACCCGAAUUGUCUGUCCAGGAUAAUAAAAGUGGUGAUGGAGAACAGCUGUACCACCCUCCUGAAAUCAUACCCCUCUAUGGUGUCUCAUCAAAAAUGGCUCCUUUGUUCCAGGAAUCUGGAUAUAAGAAAGGUCACACCUUAUCCAGCAGUGAAGUGAGGAGUGCCAUUAUCAAUUAUGUGAAGAUAAAUGAGUUAGUUGACGAAACCAAUAAAAACUUUGUAAAAGUGAAUCCUAUUUUGUGUGAUUGCCUGCUGAACAAAUCAGAGCAAGAUGAAGUCUUGAAACUCAAAUGGGAUGACCUCCUUAGCAGGUGUCUGGACCAACUGCAGCCCUUCCAUCAGGUGACCGUUUUUGGACAUGAACCUAUCGUUAGGAAAGGAAACAUUGACCCCAUUGACAUAAACCUAGCACAGAGAUCAUGUAAUAAAAAGGUAACAAUAAUUAAGAACCUUGAGCUGUAUGGUCUAGAUCCACAGGCUGUUGCUAAUGUUCUGCAACAGAAAGUCCAGGCCAGUGCCACUGUCACCCAGCUCCCAGGAGCAAAGGACAGAGCCCAGGUCCAGAUACAAGGCAAUCAGAUCAACCAUCUUGCUAAGUUACUAUUGGAGAACUACCACAUACCUCGGAAGUACAUCAAUGGCCUUGAGAAGGCACCAAAGACAGGCCGAAAGAAGUAGCCAAGCCCUGAGAACAAAAGCAAAGCUCCAUAAUUUAUAUUUUAUUCAUUACAAGUGAGUAAUUCCAUUGCCUUACCUCUAAAAUAAUGAUUUUUAUUUAAAAGAUAAAAUAAAAAUACUUUUUGCCAAAUGCUUUGUUGAGCUGCCUAAGUUCACGUUAAUAGUUUCAGCAGCAGCUCCCGUGG
This is a messenger RNA of Pogona vitticeps (central bearded dragon), 2252 nucleotides long. RefSeq names its product eukaryotic translation initiation factor 2D (gene EIF2D). Gene Ontology annotation, molecular function: translation initiation factor activity. Gene Ontology annotation, biological process: formation of translation preinitiation complex; translational initiation. The record is from RefSeq and is a predicted model, not a curated record. Lineage: Eukaryota; Metazoa; Chordata; Lepidosauria; Squamata; Agamidae.